AUGUGGUGGAGUGGACCUGUCGCGGAUCGUCUUCCAUUGGAGUAUGAUUUGGCUAGAAAGGCUUGUCAAUGUGUUGGUGGCGAUACCAUUGUACGCGUGGAUGGGUAUGCGACGUAUGAGAGGUGUGCCAUGUAUCGGCUAUAUUCUGAGUACUGUCCUCAUGGCGAUCUCGAAGACGUGAUUAAACUAUACAAAGAUCUCGGACUUGCCAUGAACGCUCUCGGCCCAGGAAUCCACUUUAACAAAGGAAUCCCCAACCGAAUGCUCUGGGCAAUUUUCGAAGCCCUCUCCUCCGCCCUCUGCAUCCUCCAAAACGGCCGCCUCCCCACCUCCCCUCCACCCCCACCCAACACUCCCCCAUACCAACCCAUAAUCCACCACGACCUCAAACCCGCCAACAUCUUCCUCUCCAAACCACACGCAACCUUCUGGCCAGGAAUCCCCAUCCCCAAACUCGGCGACUUCGGCCUCUCCGCCCCUCUAACCUCCCCAGAAGCUCAAGUCCCCGGAAUCGGAACCCGCGGCUACCAAGCCCCCGAACAACACCGCUACCCCCCCGAAAGUCCCUUCCGAUAUACGACUCUUCAAGAUUCCAAAACUGACAUUUGGGUCGUGGGUCGUAUCAUGUUGAGUCUGAUGCGACUGGAAGAUGAACGCAAUGUACAUCCCGCACCGCUCACAGGAGGCGCGAUUAUGCCUCGAUUGACGGCUUUGGAUCGGCCGAAAUUUCCUUCGAAGAUGGUGGAGUUGGUGCAUGAUUGUUUGGAGGCUGAGAAGGGAAAUCGUCCAUGUGCGGAGGUGUUGUGGAGGAGAAUUCGAGAGGAGGUGGGGAGUUUUCCGGAUCAGGGGGGUUUGUAUUCUGAUUUGAUGCCGAUGAGGAUGCAGAAGGGGGAUGUGGAGAGGGAGAGGAUUAUGUGUUCUAAUCCGGGGGAUAUUUAUGCUUCGUUUGGGUUAGAGUGA
Molecule: messenger RNA, 960 nt
Organism: Sphaerulina musiva SO2202
Lineage: Eukaryota; Fungi; Ascomycota; Dothideomycetes; Mycosphaerellales; Mycosphaerellaceae
Product: kinase-like protein
Exons: 3
Coding region: 1-960 (319 amino acids)
Biological process (GO): protein phosphorylation
Molecular function (GO): protein kinase activity; ATP binding
Source: RefSeq, a predicted model, not a curated record